Galeopterus variegatus (Sunda flying lemur) is the source of this 2964-nucleotide messenger RNA. RefSeq names its product estrogen-related receptor gamma (gene ESRRG). The transcript has 9 exons. Gene Ontology annotation, molecular function: nuclear steroid receptor activity; sequence-specific DNA binding; nuclear receptor activity. Gene Ontology annotation, cellular component: nucleus. The record is from RefSeq and is a predicted model, not a curated record. Gene Ontology annotation, biological process: retinoic acid receptor signaling pathway; regulation of DNA-templated transcription. Bases 515 to 1840 code for a protein of 441 amino acids. Lineage: Eukaryota; Metazoa; Chordata; Mammalia; Dermoptera; Cynocephalidae.
AAGUCCUUGAUUAGGAGAGUGUGAGAGCUUUGGUCCCAACUGGCUGUGCCUAUAGGCUUGUCACUAGGAGAACAUCGGUGUUAAUUGCACUGUGCUCUGUCAAGGAAACUUUGAUUUAUAGCUGGGGUGCACAAAUAAUGGUUGCCGGUCGCACAUGGAUUCGGUAGAACUUUGCCUCCCUGAGUCUUUUUCCCUGCACUACGAGGAAGAACUUGAAUGAGAGCUGCCUCCUCAGUCAUGGGAUCAUAGUGUCACAUAUGGAAAAGCAACCAUCAACUGAAUUGUACUGAAUUAUACUAAAUUAUACUGCACACUUGGUCAGUUCAUCUUAUACUCUACACAUCUAAAGGAAGGCUCGUUCUGUUCUUGGGGUCUAGACAGCAUCAGGAGCUGGGCUCAGUGAACAAAACUUUAUUGUCUAGAGCAUUUAUGAGGGUUUUAAUGAUUGGAAAAUCUAUCCUGAGAAUGUGGUCACCAUAUGUGACAGCCUUGCUUUCUAUCUUGUCUUCAGUUUAUGGGGCUUCUCUGCAGAAUGUCAAACAAAGAUCGACACAUUGAUUCCAGCUGUUCGUCCUUCAUCAAGACGGAACCUUCCAGCCCCGCCUCCCUGACGGACAGCGUCAACCACCACAGCCCUGGUGGCUCCUCGGACGCCAGUGGGAGCUACAGUUCAACCAUGAAUGGCCAUCAGAACGGACUUGACUCUCCCCCUCUGUACCCUUCCGCUCCUAUCCUGGGAGGCAGUGGGCCUGUCAGGAAACUGUAUGAUGACUGCUCCAGCACCAUUGUGGAAGAUCCCCAGACCAAGUGUGAAUACAUGCUCAACUCGAUGCCCAAGAGACUGUGCUUGGUGUGUGGUGACAUCGCUUCUGGGUACCACUAUGGGGUAGCAUCAUGUGAAGCCUGCAAGGCAUUCUUCAAGAGGACAAUUCAAGGUAAUAUAGAAUAUAGCUGCCCUGCCACGAAUGAAUGUGAAAUCACAAAGCGCAGACGUAAAUCUUGCCAGGCUUGCCGCUUCAUGAAGUGUUUAAAAGUGGGCAUGCUGAAAGAAGGGGUGCGUCUGGACAGAGUACGCGGAGGUCGGCAGAAGUACAAGCGCAGAAUAGAUGCAGAGAACAGCCCAUACCUGAAUCCUCAGCUGGUCCAGCCAGCCAAAAAGCCAUAUAACAAGAUUGUCUCACAUUUAUUGGUGGCUGAACCAGAGAAGAUCUAUGCCAUGCCUGACCCUACUGUCCCCGACAGUGACAUCAAAGCCCUCACUACACUGUGUGAUUUGGCUGAUCGAGAGUUGGUGGUUAUCAUUGGAUGGGCGAAGCAUAUUCCAGGCUUCUCCACGCUGUCCCUGGCGGACCAGAUGAGCCUUCUGCAGAGUGCUUGGAUGGAAAUUUUGAUCCUUGGUGUUGUAUACCGAUCUCUUUCGUUUGAGGAUGAACUUGUCUAUGCAGACGAUUAUAUAAUGGACGAAGACCAGUCCAAAUUAGCAGGCCUUCUUGACCUAAAUAAUGCUAUCCUGCAGCUGGUAAAGAAAUACAAGAGCAUGAAGCUGGAGAAAGAAGAAUUUGUCACCCUCAAAGCUAUAGCACUUGCUAAUUCAGACUCCAUGCACAUAGAAGACGUUGAAGCCGUUCAAAAGCUGCAGGACGUCUUACAUGAGGCCCUGCAGGAUUACGAGGCUGGCCAGCACAUGGAAGACCCUCGUCGAGCUGGCAAGAUGCUGAUGACACUGCCCCUCCUGAGGCAGACCUCCACCAAGGCCGUGCAGCACUUCUACAAUAUCAAACUAGAAGGCAAAGUCCCCAUGCACAAACUUUUUUUGGAAAUGUUGGAGGCCAAGGUCUGACUAAAAGCUUCCUGGGCCUUCCCGUCCUGCACGUUGAAAAAGGGAAAAUAAACCCAAGAGUGAUGUCGAAGAAACUUAGAGCUUAGUUAACAACAUCAAAAUUCCACAAAGACUGCACUGAUCAUUUAGCAGCAAGACUAUGAAGCAGCUUUCAGAUUCCUCCGUAUCUUCCUGAUGAAUUUAUUUCUCCUUUGUCUCCCAUCUUCAUUUCUCCUACCCUCCCCACUUCUCUGCCUCUUUAUUUAUUUUUUUCCUCUCUCUUCCUUCAUCCCCCUCUUCCUCAUUUCCUUUCCUUCCUUCCUUCUGCUGCUGAACUUUUAAAAGAGGUCUCUAACUGAAGAGAGAUGGAAGCCAGCCCAGCCAAAGGAUGGAGAUCCAUAAUAUGGAUACCAGUGAACUUAUUGUGAACCAUAACGUCCCCAAUGACUAAGGAAUCAAAGAGAGAACCAACGUACCUAAAAGUACAGUACAACGUAGACGAAUUGACUGAGUGCAGUAUUAGAUUUCACGGGAGCAGCCUCUAAUUAGACAACUCAAGCAAUGUUGCAUCGGCUGCUGCUUAUCAUUGCUUUUCCAUCUAGAUCAGUUACAGCCAUUUGAUUCCUUAAUUGUUUUUUCAAGUCUUCCAGGUAUUUGUUAGUUUAGCUACUAUGUAACUUUUUCAGGGAAUAGUUUAAGCUUUAUUCAUUCAUGCAAUACUAAAGAGAAAUGAGAAUACUGCAAUUUUGUGCUGGCUUUGAACAAUUAUGAACAAUGAUGACGGACAAAUGAAUCCUGAAGGAAGAUUUUUAAAAAAUGUUUUGUUUCUUCUUACAAAUGGAGAUUUUUUUGUACCAGCUUUACCACUUUUCAGCCAUUUAUUAAUGUGGGAAUUUAACUUACUUAAGCAAUAGUUGAAGGGAAGGUGCAUAUUAUCACGGAUGCAAUUUAUGUUGUGUGCCAGUCUGGUCCCAAACAUCAAUUUCUUAACAUGAGCUCCAGUUUACCUAAAUGUUCACUGACACAAAGGAUUAGAUUACACCUGCAGUGACUCAGAGUAGUCACUUAUAUAAGCACUGCACAUGGAAUACAGAUCUGUAGAAUGAUCCGGAGUGCACCUCUCUACCUGGGAGGUACAGUUGCCA